Molecule: messenger RNA, 876 nt
Organism: Nematocida parisii ERTm1
Lineage: Eukaryota; Fungi; Microsporidia
Exons: 1
Coding region: 1-702 (233 amino acids)
Source: RefSeq, a predicted model, not a curated record
AUGAAAACAAAAGGAUUUCUUUCCGUGUUUCAGAAACACUUACAGCGGGAGGUACUAAGUACUCCAGAGUACAAGAACCUGCUGCACCAUGUGCUAUGUAUAAAAAACAGUCUAAUAAACAGGUAUUGUAUAUCUCCCAUAUGCUCUCGGGUGUUUAAGCUUACCAAAUCCACAGUGAACACUGGGGCUGCUACACUUAAUAUUGCAGAUGUCUUAUUAGAAAUAGCCAGUACAUCUAUUAUAGAUAUAAUGGACAAGACAAUUUCCCAGCCUCUAAAUAUACUGAGUGAUAUAGUUUACAAGCCGAUUCUUCAUACUGGAAGGCAUAUUUACAGUGGGCAGCCCUACAAGCGAAAUAUUGAUAUAGAGGCAAACAACUUACAGAUGAAGGAUCUGCCAUUAACACAAGACCAAGCAAAAAAAUUAAUAACUGCAGUAAUUGAGGGAAUGCAUUAUGAUGAUCUUUUGCAAGAAUAUUCUCCGUACGCAUGGAGAAGUAUACGAGUGGGGUAUGCGCCAGGUGAGCUGCUAGAUGUAAACCAUGUCGAAUAUAACAGAAAAAAGAAAGAGCUUUUGUUUAUUGCAGAUAUGUAUAAUGAAAUAGAAGACAAAGUGCAUAAGAAAAAGAGUAAGUGGAAAAUAAAAAAUGAUAAAAAAGAUGGAGUAACAGUUCAUAAAGUAGAAGUAUCUGAAAUUCUCUAAUUUAGAAGAAUUGAUCCAACAAAUUAUGCAAGCGAGCAGAAAUUUAUAAAAAUGCACCAUAGAAUAUCCAAAAAUUGAAUUUAUUUUUGGUUCUGUGCAGUAUUAUAAAUAUAAAAUAGUAUUAUAUUAUUUGUGAAAUAGAUUUUGAAUUUUGGGGUAUUUCAAGUGAAGUGU